GUCUCUGGGUCGGCGCCGCCCGUGCGCGCCGCUGGCGCAGUGGCCAAAGCGGCUGCGGCUGCUCCAGCGCCGGAGAAGGCUUACCUGGCCUUGGGCCUUCCAGCACCGCAGAUAGCGCACGACGCAGAGGACGAGCCCAUGGACGACGAGGAGUCAACAGACGCCGGCAAGGCUGCAGAGGACAGAGCAGUGCUGUCCGCCCGCCUGAUGCGCUUCUUUGUCACGCUGCCGACGCUGUCGCGCUUCCACGCCGGACUGCUGGUCGCCGCCGCAGAGGCAUUCUUCGCAACUCGGAUGUAUGCCCCGGGAGCCAGCGACAGCUCCAAGCCCACGCCUUUGCCCUCUGCGCUGCGUGCGGUGCGCUUCGUCGGAGCCCGGCUGCGGGAUGCUAAGGCUAACCUGGAGUCUUUCGGCGUGGACGCCGUGGAAAUGCAGCUCCAGGUCAUGAGGUGUGUGGCCGGAGCCCUGCUCAGCGGACCGCACGUGGAGGCCAAGGCAAUGACGGAAGCUUUAGCGGCCGGCUUGGUCGUGGCUGCGGAAGGCGGACCCCCCUUCGACUGGGCCGGGGAGAAGGCCCCCGACCUCCGCGAAGCCACCCGGGCGCUGCUUUGCGACUGGUCGCCGGCCACAACGGCCCAGGCAGCCACGGCGCUCCUGAGGGAGAUCCAUGCUCCCGGCCGACCGUCUGCAGAAGCGGGUCGGGAAUUCGCGCAGGAUAGCAUUGAUGAGGCAGCUCAACUGCGCCACGACUUGUCCGCCUUGGGCCUGGAAGCCCCCAUGCCCGGAGUGCAGCUCGUGAGCAACGCCUCGCAUCUGCCGAACCGACGUGUCGGGUACUGGCAGCCCAGAGCUCCUUCUCCAGAAAGGAGAGAGCAUGAGGAAGCCGAGGAGAGCGAUGAGUGUGAUGACCACGAGGAAGAGUUGGUCAAACGCUGGGAACUCAUCGACGAGGCAGGGCUACGGAUUGCCUUGGUGCCCCGCGGGGGCGGGCUCACCGUGGGUCGUCAUCCUAGUUGUGAUGUUUGCGUCUCCCUCUCAGCAGUGAGCGCUCGCCACUGCGUGCUCUCCUGCCUGGCAGGGAGUGGCGACAAGGAGUCCCUUGUCCUCCGUGAUCUCGGCAGCUCCAAUGGCACAUUGGUGAAUGGCAUCCACAUCCAGAGCGGGAGUGAGCUGGGACUCAGUGGUGGUGACGCGAUUUCGUUGGCAGCCCGCGACGGGUACUCCUUCACGGUCCGGCUCAGCCGUGUAGCGCCGUCGAUGGCGUCUCCGCAACGUGGCAAGCGUCCGAUGGAAGAGGAGCAUGCGGACGAACGGAACGUGCGUCCACGGACAGAGCCACAGGAGCCGACUGUCGGCCAGAAGGAUGCCGCUGUACUCAUCGACAAGGCACCGGUUAUCCGGCGGCGCCUCCGCCGCAAGACGCCGGAUACUUCCUGGCUCGCCCAGGACCCGAGGAGAGAGCCAGCCGGACCGGAUAUGGGCGACAUGGUGGAGGUCCAGGCCGAGCCAGCGAGGUCUGCAGCAGUUCACGCUGAGCCUGACAUCGAGCAG
Messenger RNA from Symbiodinium sp. CCMP2456, 1551 nucleotides. NCBI's taxonomy places the organism in Eukaryota, Dinophyceae, Suessiales, Symbiodiniaceae. The record is from the annotation of a GenBank genome assembly.